Schistosoma haematobium is the source of this 2177-nucleotide messenger RNA. RefSeq lists its product as uncharacterized. Lineage: Eukaryota; Metazoa; Platyhelminthes; Trematoda; Strigeidida; Schistosomatidae. The transcript is spliced from 2 exons. The coding region runs from base 17 to 1159 and encodes 380 amino acids. The record is from RefSeq and is a predicted model, not a curated record.
UCACUUUGGUCUUGUGAUGACAGCCUCUUCGCAAAACUCAUGCUUAAAUAGCUUCGAUAUUCGCAAACCAAGUGCGGAUUCUGCUAAAGAAGGUCCAAGUGGUUCCUCUCGACAACCAGCUUUCAAUGCAUAUCCCCUCGAAUCUUCACCUAAUUUGCUUAUUCCAACAAAUGAUGUGAUAUAUAUGCCAUUAAAUCCCACAAAUGUGCCUUUGUCGCUACAACGUGCAUGUGCCUCCAGUGAGACUGUAGGCGGUGAUACACAGAGUUACAGUCAUCCAAUAUGCCAUGGCUUCAUUUUUCCAAACUCAGAAGUAAGUUCAAAUGAUGCUGAGUUAAACCAGAUAAACAUUCCGAGUAUGCAAAACCAUAUAAAUGAUGUUCCUUACAGUAUGCAGAGCCAGAGUUCGAGCAACGUGGACACAAACGCCCAAAAACAUCUUCAACUCCUGUUGCUUCAAAAGUUAAUUGAGUUGCAGCUUGCCGAACAUUAUAACUCAAUUAAAGACACACUAAUACUAACUAAAGACUCCAAUAAUGAGUCUCAAAACCCUAAAUUACUGCCAUGUUUUGUCAAAAACUCUGACUUUGAUGCAAGUUCUAACCCAGUUUCAACUGUAAACAACGAGAACUCAGAUAUGUCGACAUUUCUGGUCCCUGUUAAAGCCAAGUUUGAGGGCGAAAGUGGUUUGUCUUUACACAUAACUCCAAAUGACGAAAUCAGUAAUCCGACCCAAGGAAGUCCAGUUACCGUAGCAUACUCGAGUCAACCCAUCGUCUUAUAUCCAUUUUCCGUUCAACAAGAUAAUUCUACGGAAGAUACAUUCCCAGCCAGCCAAGCUGUGCCUGAUGCUUCUCCAGGUGGACCAACUGCUCAAACAUUUACGAUGAAGGACAUAGAUCACUGUAUACGGAGAGGUUCUCUGGAUUUCCCUUCUGAGCCAAGCAAUGACAUAGUUGAGAGUAUACGAGGUCGUACGAGACCAGGGUUUGUAUUGUUAAGCGUUCGGCAUGAAAAAAUCAACGCAGAAAAUAAGAUUUCACCAAUUUCUGAGAAACAUUUCCAGGGGAGUCAUCCUCCUAUUUCAACAUCAGCCAGUCUUGAAACAAAGAAGUCGAAAAGUGUCACCAUGUCUAAAAACUACCUAGAAAGAGAUUGAAGCAUAUGAAGAGCGAUGCAGAACUAAAAAGCGACCCCUAAGAGGUUCGUCCAAAUCUCUCCUAAAACGCUCUGAAAACGCUGAAAUGUCUCUGACUCCGGUAGAACUUACGGAGGAUGAUCUUAAAGCUUUAUCUCCACAGUCAAGAUUUCGAGUGACUAGGUUCGCAGACAAAAAGCAAGCCUGGAUAGCUCCUGCAAAGGCAGGAUUCACUGUCCAUGAUUUAUGGACAACUAAACUUCCGGAAUAUGUGUUAAGAUGUGCCGAGCACCUAAAACUAUCAGGCUCUGGUUUAAACUCACAACAAGAAAAACUUACUGAAAUCCCAUAUUCGUUGGACGACAUUAUAAACGGACAUUGUUUGGCCUGCGAGAAGUCACCUCCUAAACCAUGUAGUUGUUGUAUGGAACAGAAAUUCGCUCAAUAGAAUCAAUUGACUUACCGAGUUUAUUUAAUAAUCUAUAAAUAAAUAAUUAACUAUUUCUUAAUUUCAUUAAUUUUUAAAUAAUAUUCCCUAAGUAUUUUAUUAUUUUACUGCAUUGGUUACAUGAAAUAUGCAUAGUGAUUAUAUAUAUAUAUAUAUAUAUAUAUAUAUAUAUAUAUAUAUAUAUAUAUAUCAGUGUGUCCUAUUAUGCAAUCAAUGAAAAUGUUUUAGAAAGUGUAUUUUGUGUUUCAUGCAAUUGGUUCCCUUUAUGAAUUUGUUCUUGCUCUGUUUUGUGUUUGUUUGUUUCCAAUACAAACAUGUUAUAAUCAACGUGAGAAUACAAACACUCAAUUAUCCAAUUAAAUAAACAGAUACAUUUAUAUACACAUAAUUGUAAUAAUGAUUUGAUAAUUGUGUAUUUACUUUUAAUUAUUUUGUAUUAGUAAUACUCUUUUCUUUUUUAAAGAAAAACAAUUCAAGUCUUUCAAGAAUCUGUUGAUUUCUUAAAUCAUUUAAACAAUCAUUACUUAAGUUUUAAAUACUGAUUUUUUAUAAUAAAUGUAUUUAAGUCACUUUAAUUAAAAUGAAAUAACA